This is a messenger RNA of Solea senegalensis (Senegalese sole), 1325 nucleotides long. RefSeq names its product ependymin related 1 (gene epdr1). Gene Ontology annotation, cellular component: lysosome; extracellular region. Gene Ontology annotation, biological process: cell-matrix adhesion. The transcript is spliced from 3 exons. The coding region runs from base 53 to 694 and encodes 213 amino acids. The record is from RefSeq and is a predicted model, not a curated record. NCBI's taxonomy places the organism in Eukaryota, Metazoa, Chordata, Actinopteri, Pleuronectiformes, Soleidae. Gene Ontology annotation, molecular function: calcium ion binding.
CAGCAGCAGGAGCAGCAGGAGCAGACGGGACCAGUUAACGGACUGAAACGUCAUGCAGCGACUGUUGUUCGUGUUCUUGGCCACUCUCGAGGCGUCGGUUCUCGGCCUCCCCGGGCUCCGUGAGUCCCCGGCGGCUCCCGAGCCCUGCGCCGCCCCGCAGCAGUGGGAGGGCAGGUGGGUCGUGUACGACCACGGCACCGGCAGGAACAACCGCGCGGCCGUGUCCUACGAUGCCCUGAACCUGAGGCUGCGAGUCCUGGAGCAGCAUAAGAAACACACCCCGUGUCAGAGGUAUUUUGAAUACAUCUACCUGUACCAGAACAUGGUGAUGUUCCAGAUCGACCAGAAGACCCAGGCCUGCUCUAAGCUCGCUCUGACGGAGGCCUGGGAUCCCUUCGACAUCCCCGACAACUCCACCUUUGAGGACCAGUACAUCAUUGGCGGUCCCGGGGACAACGUGGAGGUCCAGGAAUGGUCGGACAGGAAGCCGGCUCGCAAACAUGAGACCUGGGUGGGCGUUUACACUCUGAAGGACUGCUAUCCGGUGCAGGAGACCUACAUCAAGAACAGCAGUGUCACCACCUCCACCCGCUUCUUCAACCUGCAGCUGGGUAUCAGCGACCCCAACGUCUUCACCCCGCCCAGCACCUGUCAGUCUGCCCGGCCCGAGAGGAUGGCAGAGGCCCACUGCUGAGGCCUCGCCGCGCCUCACCUUUGACCUUAGAAGCUGAACAGCACUGUGACUCUGAGGCUGAAACCACAACCAACUAUUAAUUAAUUAAUAAUUUAAUAUCAUUUGGAUUGCAAAUUACAACGGGUACAUUUAAUGCACUACAUGGUAAAAAAAGAAGAAGAGUGUGCAUGAUUUUGGAUACAACCUCUGUCUUCCUUUCUAGAGAAUUUCGUUGUUGAUUUGCUGCUAAUUUCCUUGAGUUGUUAUGCUAACAGAGGUGUAACGGUUCGCAUGUGUUUAGUACAGUUUGUUCUGUCUAUAGUUUGCGUUGUUCAAAGAUUAGAACGGAACGUCAUUACAGAUAGAAGUGCUAGGUUAUUAUGAUGCUAUGUGAUUAGCUUCAUGGUAAAUUGUGACUUAAAGUAAAAGAAUUUUAUUUUUAUUUUUAAUAGGGUUGUGUUUUGCUUUUAGUCUGAAAUAAGGUCCAUUGUACACAUUAGCCUGUAAGUGCUAUGAUACAUGCUAACAAAAAGUUAAAUGAGAGCGGAGAGUUUGCCAGAGAACUCGCAAGUUUGUCCUCACAGACUCUUUUAAGCUAGUACCAACUUGUUGUAUAAGCUUUCUGCUUCCUGCAAAUAAAACACAAAUCUGA